Molecule: messenger RNA, 1505 nt
Organism: Seminavis robusta
Lineage: Eukaryota; Bacillariophyta; Bacillariophyceae; Naviculales; Naviculaceae
Source: the annotation of a GenBank genome assembly
GUCGGGGAUCCAAAACGGACCCCUUGACCCUUGACCCACCCUGACAACAAAUCAACAGCCGCAGAACCACCAACAUAUCCGUAUCUUUCCGUGUGGCUACCAGUAUCUAUUGAGAAUGAAGGUGUUUGUCUCUUGGUCCGGCGAACGAAGCAAGAAGGUCGCUCUGAUAAUGUUUGAUUGGCUCAAAGACUUGUUACCGAAUGCGGAACCAUGGAUGUCCGCACGCAGUGUGGAAGCAGGACAGUGGUGGGUUGGAGAGCUCCAAAGCAGCAUGCAAGAGGCUGAAUUUGGCAUCCUUUGCUUGACUCCGGAAAAUCUCCAGUCACCUUGGAUCCUUUUUGAGGCCGGAGCUCUAAUGAUGGCCAACAAUAAGAAUGGAACUGAAGGCAAUGCCAAGAUUGGCAGAGUGAUACCCUUGUUGGUCGGGUUGCGAAAGGCAGAAUUGACAUUUCCCUUGGCUCAGUUUCAGGCCGUCGAGUCGGACCGUCAAGGAUUCUGGGAGUUGGCUUUGGCGGCGAACCAAUCUCUGGCGGUAGACGAAAGUGCAGAACCCUCCAAAGUAGCCCUGAACAAAAAGUUUGCCGCCUUAUGGCCGACUCUCCAGGCGCGUAUUCAGUCUAUCCAGGAGAUGAGUGCUGCCACCGACGAUCAGAAAGGGGGCGCAGGUAAGAAACUCUCCGACCGAGAAAUGCUUCAAGAAGUCUUGGAAAAGGUUCGAAACCUUGAAAAUGUACCAAACAACAACAUCAAUAGAGCUGCGGAACAGCAACAGGAUUGGGAAGACUAUUUCAUUCAGGGUCUCCACCAUGCAAAUAGACGCAACGGCAGAGAAUCCGACAAGCAGGCUUUGUAUUACUAUUCGCUCUGCAAAGCUACCAUGCCAGACUACCUGCCACCCAACGAAAAGGCUCGGCUGAUUACCUAUCACGCUGCCAUACUCAAGCGACUUGGUCGGCUCGACGAAGCCGAAAGCGAACUUUCUUUGGCUCUCAAACUGGCCACUCAGCAUGAUGAAAUUGCGGAUGCCCUUUACAACAUGGCCGGUGUGUUAUCCAUGAAGGGGGAGACCUCACAGGCACUGGAUUGCCUCGAAAAAAUGGUAGAACGACAGCCAUGGCGGCGUCUCCCCCACGCCUAUUUCUUCAAUGUCUGGCACGAACCAAGAUUCCAAGCUCUCCAGAGACGAAUUGCACACCAUUUGGGGAAUGAAGCGCGCUUACUUGGCCAACUCAAGACCCGAAACGACCCCAUGCACGACUAGCACCUGGGCUCGUGCAUGCAACGCUUACGCUGUCGGCCGUCCGCUCAUUAUGGAGUGGGAACGAAAAGGAGAAGCACAACAUUGACACAGCACGGGCGGUUGCUUGGGUGCAAUUUUGGAUACUCGUGGUCUUGUGGGAUGGAUGGACACAAUGGAAUGGAAUCGCAAUUCACGGCUGCCCCCUUCCUCUAGACAGUUUUCCCCUGAUCCUACGCCAGUACGAAGCCAAGCAGUAGACACAAAA